Molecule: messenger RNA, 1914 nt
Organism: Sycon ciliatum
Lineage: Eukaryota; Metazoa; Porifera; Calcarea; Leucosolenida; Sycettidae
Product: erlin-2-B-like
Exons: 12
Coding region: 112-1140 (342 amino acids)
Biological process (GO): SREBP signaling pathway
Cellular component (GO): endoplasmic reticulum membrane; endoplasmic reticulum
Molecular function (GO): cholesterol binding; ubiquitin protein ligase binding
Source: RefSeq, a predicted model, not a curated record
CAAAAUAAUUCUAAAAAGAAUCUGAAACAGACUUCAAAGUUUUCUUUUGCUCACCAACAGUUUCUUGACGCUACUGGAAUUUACUCUUCCGUGACGAGCUCUUGGCCAGUCAUGUCGCUGGGUGCCAUUGUUGUGGCCCUGAUAGCUAUCGCUGCCUUCUCGGCUCAACUUGCUCUUCACAAAAUCCAGGAAGGACAUGUUGCUGUGUACUAUCGGGGAGGCGCUUUACUGAAGCACACCAAUGGUCCUGGCUUCCAUUUCAUGGUCCCGUUCCUCACAACCUAUCGCUUUGUACAGACCACACUACAAACCGACGAAGUCACCAAUGUCCCGUGCGGUACAAGUGGUGGUGUGAUGAUCUACUUUGACCGUGUGGAGGUUGUCAACAUGCUGGAUGGCAGGCACGUCUAUGACAUAGUUCACAACUACACCGCAGAUUAUGAUCGCGUCCUCAUCUUCAACAAGGUCCACCACGAACUGAACCAGUUUUGCAGUGCACACACACUCCAAGAGGUCUACAUCGAGAUGUUUGAUAAGAUUGACGAGAAUCUCAAAUCCGCGCUGCAGAAGGACUUGGAGAGCAUGGCUAAGGGUCUGAUGAUCCAGGCAGUGCGGGUCACCAAGCCUAAGAUCCCGCAGUCCAUCAAGCAAAACUUUGAACACAUGGAGGGAGAAAAGACCCGCUUGCUGGUGGCCACGCAGAAGCAGAGGGUGGUGGAGAAGGAGGCUGAGACUGACCGCAAACGAGCUGUCAUCGAGGCGGAAAAGAAUGCACAGGUUGCCAAGAUUCAGUAUCAACAGAAGAUCAUGGAGAAGGAAAGCCAGAAGAAAAUUGCAGAGAUUGAAGAUCAAACUCUUGUGGCACGACAGAUUGCACGCGCAGACGCCGAGUUCUACAUGGCCAAGAAGAUUGCCGAAUCCAAUAAGGUGAAGUUGACGACGGACUACCUGGAGCUCCAGCGUAUCAAGGCCAUUGCGACCAACAGCAAGAUCUACUACGGCACUAGUAUUCCAAAGUUCUUCAUGGACUCACAGAGCACUGACAAGGCAGGCAUCAAGGCCAAUAUUGAUGUCUUUUCCGAGGACAUUGACUCGGUGGGCAAGUGGUCCACCGACGAAGUACCGAAAACCGAGAAGUGAGAUGUGCACUGUGGUGUUGGUGUCGGUGUGUGCCUUUGCAGGGCGCAGUGCCUCGCUUGGCGCUGGGUGGAGUGCGAGCUUAGACGUGUCGGUAGGUCGCCCUGCUAGAGUACGGGUGUAGAAAUAGAGGUGAGUGUAUGUUAGAGUGUAAUUUGGGCCACUGCUUACGGCCGCCGCGCCUGUACACACACGGCUAAAACUUUAUUAGUGUUUUGUUUCAAUUCUUGACUGCCAGGUCGCCGCUGCAGCCUUGCUUAUUAUCCUAGGGUUCUGUGACAUUCGUUUUAUUAUGGUUUAUCAUUGGCAUAUGAUGUACAGUGGAAUUGGCUGGGUCCGAUGCACCUCGCCAGCCUGGCCCCUCCGAAUGUUCCUAGUCCUGCUUGCACACGCUGCUCUGCUGCUGGUGUCAGCGAGGUCCGCAGUGUUGUUGUAUGCCCUGCGUUCUACGUGUUUUUGCUCACCAUCGAUCUCUCCCUUGCGAGAAUAUUCUGACUUUUUUUACUCCAUUGUGCACAUUUUAGUUGGUGAUGGAAUUCCUAGCGGUUCGCUUUCGAUGAGCUGUUCUAUUUUUCAAGUUUACCCAGCGUUUCUAGCAUUUUUUUUCUUAGCAGUUUCCAGUAUUCUUUUCCUACUUGUAAUUGGUUCCUGACAGUGAUGGUGGCGGUGAAUUCUUUCGGCAUCUUCCAUCUUGUUUUUAGUUCUUUUUGAGACCUGUCUUAUUUUGAUGUUUCUUUUCCCUUUGAAAGUAGCGCGAUUCAUCGUUUUUCCUCUCAA